Eruca vesicaria subsp. sativa (arugula) is the source of this 234-nucleotide messenger RNA. NCBI's taxonomy places the organism in Eukaryota, Viridiplantae, Streptophyta, Magnoliopsida, Brassicales, Brassicaceae. The record is from the annotation of a GenBank genome assembly.
AUGGGAGUUAUGAAGAUAAUAAUGGUAACGUUGAUGAUGAUGCUGUUGGUCGGAACAAUAAGAGAGACGAAGGCUACGUCUGCCUCAUAUGCUGCCUGUGUGAAACAUUGCAGUGACUUGUGUUCGUCCAAGCCUGGGGAUAAGAACUGUGUCCCUAAUUGCGUCUUUUUUAACUGCGGUCCUCCUGCUAUUCCAAGAAAUAUUCGUCAUACCAAGGGUGAAGGCUCCACAUAA